Molecule: messenger RNA, 1229 nt
Organism: Camelus dromedarius (Arabian camel)
Lineage: Eukaryota; Metazoa; Chordata; Mammalia; Artiodactyla; Camelidae
Gene: BORCS7
Product: BLOC-1 related complex subunit 7
Exons: 5
Coding region: 61-378 (105 amino acids)
Cellular component (GO): BORC complex
Source: RefSeq, a predicted model, not a curated record
AGCUCUUUUGGCCCCGACGACUCGCCGUCGCCCGUGGGGACGUGUUCACUGGUUGCAGUGAUGGCGGCUGGAACCCCAGAUUCGCAAGCGCGAUUCGGUCAGUCCGUGAAGGGGCUUCUCACGGAGAAGGUGAACACCUGUGGUACUGACGUAAUCGCGCUCACCAAGCAGGUGCUGAAGGGCUCCCGGAGCUCCGAGCUGCUAGGUCAGGCAGCUCGAAACAUGGUACUACAGGAAGAUGCCAUCUUGCAUUCAGAAGACAGUUUAAGAAAAAUGGCAAUAAUAACAACACAUCUUCAAUAUCAGCAAGAAGCUAUUCAGAAGAAUGUUGAGCAGUCAUCAAAUCUACAGGACCAGUUGAAUCAUCUGUUGAAAUAGAAUGGCUUGUAAGAGGACAAAAGCACUUUUUUUGCCUGACACUGAGGAGGAAAUAUCUUACCUAACCAUUGUCCUGUGGGUUUGAUUUUCCAUUUUCUUCUCCAGAAGAUAAAUUAGAAAAGAUCUAUGACAAUGAACAGUUUCACAUGAAAAGAAGCUAGGUGAUUGAAUUUUGGAAGCACUUCUUGAAUCAGAUGAACCCAUGUUCUUCUGGAAUUUUUAGUUGCUCUAUUAGUUUGAUAUUAAAGCAAAGUUAAAGCAUAUCUUAGUUUUUCCCAUAGAACUUUAAUAUGUCAAAAGCCAUAUUGUCUAAAUGUGUUUCUUAAGCAAAUACAGAGUAAUGUUUUAAAUUCAGACAUGGAGCUUCUAUUGUGAACAUAUAAGAAUGAUUACUAUUCUUUUAAAGACUUUUUUCUUUUAAUCAGACAGUCGGGAGGUAUUUUAAUUUUGUGGUCACAGAAUGGUGUAAGGUAAUACCUGUUGUUUUCUAUUCUUCUCUAGUAACUAAGAGAAGAUACUUAUUUUUUGUUGUUGUUGUAGCAAAUCCUUAAAUGAAAAUUUGGCAAAUGGUAUCAUAUCUGUCCAGCUGCAACCUCCUGCCUUGACCUUCAUUCCUAGAGUUUCUUUGUUGUUGUAACUCUUGAUUAACUGGCCUUGGGUUCAUUUUGUAAUUUUGCUAGUCAUCAGCAAAUUCACUUGUAUGACAUUAUUGCCAAAUGAGAACGCAGUUGAGUUACUGUAAGUGCUUUUGGUGUAGGGUCAUGUGGUGUAGGUCAUGGAGAAAACCUUACGUUUGUAGACGUUUACCUAUGUUCAUUGAAUUUAUCUUAAUAAAUGUCAUUACCACUGUC